UAUAGAUCUAAUACCUGACUAGCAAAACAACAUGGCGACCUUCAAUGUUGUCAUGCGUUUCCUAACGAAAGGACAACAAAGUGCACACCGGUGCCUAUUGCAGAGUACAGAUGUUAGGAAUUUUAGCAUAAUUAGCAAGGUUCAGGCUAAACAAAGUUAUAAAUGUUUCCAAUUCCAGAGAUGUUUGUCGCAUUUUCCUCGACGGCUUUCGUUAAUAGCGGUUAUGCCGGCAUCACAAGUGCCAUUGCUGCAGUUGCAUCAACAAGUUCAUCGACGCAAAGUCUCACCUCAGUUUGCACCCUUGAAACCGACGCAAAAUUUGCUGUAUUCUAGGUUAAAUUCUUCCACAUCAAAGCAAGUUACCCCUCGAAACAAAGCAGAACAGUCAGGUUUGGAAGCAGGUGUAAAUAAGGAUCAAACUGGAGAUGCUGCGGACUCUGGUCAGCCUGGUGAAGAAAAAUCAGAAACCAAGGAGUCGUGGUGGAGAGGAAAGAACUCAUGGCGGCUGGGCUUAAUUUUCUUAGGAAGUGCCUGCAUUACUUGGGGCGUAGGAUUAGUGACCACAUGGGGAGCCCCCCUUCUUGACCCAGAUGGAAAUGAGAUUGAAGAUGAGUUCACAGAACAGCCUGCGGCUUUGGCAUACCUCAAGAGAACAUGGAAGGAAAUGAACAUUUUCAAAAAGAAAAUUCAAGACCCCUCGAGAGAAAAGCUUCUUCCAGACCCCCUCAAGUACCCAUACAUCCAGCCUCCCUACACACUGGUCAUUGAGCUCACAGGUGUACUUAUCCACCCAGACUGGACGUACAACACUGGAUGGCGCUUCAAGAAGAGGCCUGGCAUAGACUACUUUCUGUCUCAAGUUGGACCACCAUUGUUUGAAGUUGUUAUCUAUUCUUCAGAGUCAGGCAUGACUGCUGACCCUCUUGUGAGUCAUCUGGACCCUCAGGGUUUCAUUAUGUACAGACUUUACCGUGAUGCCACACGCUACACAGAAGGCCACCAUUUGAAAGAUCUGUCAUGUUUGAACCGUGACAUGUCACGCAUCAUUAUGCUGGACUGCAACAAAGAGUCGGUCAAGCUGCAGCCACGAAAUGCUUUUGUGCUGAGCAAGUGGAAAGGCGAGGACGAGGACAGGACUCUGAUAGAUUUGGCUCAUUUUCUCAAAACUGUUGCUGCAAGUGGUGUUGAUGACAUCCGCCCGGUGCUUGACUACUACCAUCAGUUUGACGAUCCGAUCGCCGCCUUCAAGGAUAACCAAAGGAAACUUCAGGAGGAGGAAGAAGCCAGAGCCAAGCUAGCCUCUGAGGAGACCAAGAAGAAAAGUUGGUUUUCUGGCUUUAGAAACAAGUAAUAGAUGAACUGCUUCUCAUUUUCUACUUCAUUUCUAGGGCUUCACUUUUCAUUUAUAAAGAAACAUUAAAGGAAUUUGCAUUUUUGGAUAUGAUAGAAAACAAUGUUGUCACCACAGCCCCCCUGUGGUUUGAAUCAUCCCAUAUUUAUUGUGGUGGUUGUUUUUAUGUGAUGUUUCUUGACUUGAUUUAUUUUUAUCUCAUGUCUCAUGCAUACUUUAGGGUCUGAAUUAGCUUAGUUUGUCAAUGGUCAAAAGCAAUUUGACAAAUGUUUAUCAAAAUUUGUAGUUCAUGGUAUAAUUGAAUGAUCAUAGAUUUAUGGAGCUUUUAGAACAUAGCCCAUAGUUUUUUAUCAAAAGGUUCUUGUUGUGUGCCGUAAUCUUUCUCAGUUAUUUUUGUUUUGUUAAUUGGGGCUGGAUAAUUAAUUUUAUUCAACAGAUAAAGUCUGACAUUUUGACUGGAAGGUAAAUUGAACUCUAAAAAUGUUUUUCCCGUUGGUUAUUAUUGUCUGCCUUUUGUAGUUUUGUGUUUGCUAAACUUUCAAGAUUUAUUGGCCUUGCCAUAGUUUUUAUUUUGGCUCAUUUGAAAUUAAUUCUUAAAACAUUAUGCGGUGGAUGAGAGUUUGUUUUUUUAUGUAUCCUAUCUCUUUGAAAGAAUGGAUUCCAUUUUUGCCAGUUUCUGUCUUACGACAGAUUCAUUUGUUCAUUGAUAGAAAUAAUUAUCUUGGUAGUUUUUAAAAAUAUUUUGUUUGUAGUAAUAGUUGUUUAAAAAAUUGAACAGAAUAUCUCUUUAGAGCAUAUUUGACUUUUUUGGUUCACUGAAUGAAAUUUCAAGAAUUUGGUCUUUUAAUUCCCAUUUUUAGGUUCUGAGAUCAUAUGAAAUACAGCGGAUUCUGCUUAAACUGAACACAGUUAAUCUGAAAACAGUUAUCCCUAAUUUUUUUCUUUCUUUUAUUUGAGAAUUCUCUAAAGAAAAAAACCUGGCUAAACUGAGGAAAAUCCAGGGGUGCUGCAGAUUUUAGUUUAAGGGGACUCCACUGUGCUGAUAUUAUGUGUCUUUGAAUUUGAUGAAAUCAUAACAGUGUAAGGUCUUGAUGUCGGUGUGAAUUCAGCCAUUAUAUGGCUUUGUAAGUACAUUAGUUCUGGUGUCUGUAGUGAAUAUACAGCUUUAUGCAUACAUUAAUUGUGUCUGUGGAAGAAGUUGAAGAAACGAAUAUCUUCUUUGAGAGACUGUGGUAUUCGAAACCAGUAUAAUUGUGUAGCACUCAUUAACUCAUUACAUAUGUUGUAAAUGACACAGAGCUAUUUUCAGACUUUCAUCAUAAGUGAUCUGUUUUUGUAUAUCAUAAUAAUGGUGCGCUAAGAGUAUUUUUGUUGUGUGGUCAAAUUUUGUUUUUUAAAAAAUCCAACAGAAUGAGCAAUGUAAGUAACGUUUAUUAUCUUUUUCCAUGGCUGUGUACCCCGGUUUGAAAGUGGUUAAAGAAGUGGCAUUCAUAAAUAAAUUUUCAUUUUUAAUACACUGCAUUGUGUAGCUGAGAAAAAGGGUUGAAACUUCUCCGUCAUGUUCACCAGUCAGACGGAACUGUGUGUGAGGGACUGGUUAACUCCAUGUCCAAACCUUUGUGUGAAAUUGUUCUAACUUGGGACAUAGUUUGAGUUUCAUGUGAGCUUGUCAUAUUGUGAAACCUUCUUAUAAUUUUAAUACCCUUAUAGCUUGUUUUUUUAGUGAGUGAGAAAAAAGUUUGGGGAGACAUUUUUAACUACAGCCACAAUUUCAUUUAUUGAGAAGAUUUAAUUUUUGCUUAAUGCACAUCAGUAUAGAGAUGAUGGUAUGACUGACCAGCAAUCAAAAAUUGUAAUCUCUCUCACAUGUGUUAUUUAACCAUUGUGUUUUUGUCAGUCACACAGCAGAUUGAUAGGUAUUUCUAUUGUUAUAGCCUAGGGGAUGGUGACUCCAAAUUUAUGAAUUCAAUUUGUUCAGAUGUUACUGUGUUUUGUGUUCAAACGUGCUCAAUGUGAUAUGUUUUGGUUGUGCUUGUUCCUGUCUGAUAGGUGAAAAGGAGUCCAAAAGUAAUCUUGUUUGUCUCUCUUCUGUGUAUGUAUGAGGCAUGUUUUGUGUGGAUGUUGGUGACUGGCACUCUUUUGCUUUUUUGUACUUUGGAUUGAGUUUUGUGCGCAUGUUCCAUCACUGACAUUACCAAGGAUGUUGUGAAAGAGCAGAGUGAUUGCUUCUGUUUGUACCUUCAUUUUUUCCCCCUAAAAGUUGCCACAUUAAAACAGUUGCAAAAUUUGAGUUACAAUU
Aplysia californica (California sea hare) is the source of this 3650-nucleotide messenger RNA. Its product is annotated as mitochondrial import inner membrane translocase subunit TIM50. The record is from RefSeq and is a predicted model, not a curated record. Gene Ontology annotation, molecular function: phosphoprotein phosphatase activity. The coding region runs from base 32 to 1351 and encodes 439 amino acids. NCBI's taxonomy places the organism in Eukaryota, Metazoa, Mollusca, Gastropoda, Aplysiida, Aplysiidae. The transcript has 10 exons.